AGUAGGAGAGAGUACUGCCUGUGCUGAUUUAUACCUCUCAGCUUCCUUCCAGGAGAUGCAGAUUAGGUUAAGUGAUUGAAUGAUCUCUGUGUUGAAAGCAUUGGAAGAAAAGUUGAUUUUCCUUGGAUGAAGCACCCUGGGAAGUUACUUUCUGCAAGAGGAUGACCAUACAGACUGUGAAGGCAGUAUAUCCCAGCUCACUGUACGGGAUUUAGGGAAGCAUGUAGUAAACAUUAAUCUGAAGGGGACGUGGCUAGCUGUCUUCCUUAGUCUCAGCCUUCCUCGAUUUGUCCAUCAGAAAGUAGCACUGCUUCAAAGAGUGACUUCAGGUUAAUGACUCGGGAAAAGCGACCCUCGUUCAGCACUUCCUAAUGCAGCCCCCUUUGGAUCAAAGCUCCUCCCAUGCCUUGCAGAGAAGUAGAGCUUAUUCAGCCUCUGCAGCCACACGCUGUCCUCCUGCAAUGGCUCCUCCUCCCCUCCCACCCUUGGGUGGAUCCAGAGAAGGGAAAAACUUGACAAUAGUUAGCAAGCAGCAGAGCUCUGAAGAACUAUUGCAGAAGCAUGUCUAACUAGGCUGGGUAGCAGUCAUUCUAUCCUCCCCAAGGGUGCCGGUGCCGCUGAGUGCAGGAGAGGAUGGUUUCAGCCUUGGGAGCCAGGAAAAAUCUGAGAAGAAAUGAGCAGACGAGAGACCUGGCAUUCCUUGGGCAGCUUGAAAGAGAGGUGAGGUGUCUGAAUCAGCGCAAGAUUAAAUGAGCACUGGCUGCUGCCAUGUUGGCAGAACAGAGCUGUUCAGAGGCAGUUGGACAAGUCUGUGGCUGAGCCGGUUCAUCCACUGUUGAAGAUGGGAAGUUACUUGUCAGCCCCUGCUUACUUCGCUCCCAAGGAUCCCUUUCGGUGUUCUGAAUGCCAGGAUCCCCUCACUAACUGGUACUAUGAGAAAGAUGGGAAGCUGUACUGCCACAAAGACUACUGGGGGAAGUUUGGGGAAUCUUGCCAUGGCUGCUCUCUGCUGAUGACUGGACCUGUGAUGGUGGCUGGAGAAUACAAGUAUCACCCUGAGUGCUUUGCCUGUAUGAGCUGCAAAGUGAUCAUUGAGGAUGGGGACACUUAUGCACUGGUGCAGCAUUCCACUCUCUACUGUGGAAAAUGCCAUAACCAGAUUGUGCUGACACCGAUGAUAGAAAAACAUUCCACUGAGUCUCUGCGCGAGCAGCUGCCUUAUACAUUGACACUCAUCUCCAUGCCAGCAGCUACUGAUGGCAAGAGGGGCUUCUCCGUGUCUGUUGAGGGCGGCUGCUCCAGUUAUGCCACUGGCGUCCAAGUGAAGGAAGUUAACAGGAUGCACAUCAGCCCAGAUGUCCGAAAUGCCAUCCACCCUGCAGAUCGUAUCCUGGAAAUUAACGGAGCUCCCAUUCGUACGUUACAGGUGGAGGAGGUGGAGGACUUGAUUCGCAAGACAAGCCAGACGCUGCAGCUGCUGAUAGAGCAUGACCCUGUCUCACAGCGCUUAGACAGGCUGCGGUUGGACUCGCGGCUUCCCACCCACAUAAAGUCCCCCAUCUCUCCCCACUCCAUCUCCCCACUGGACAUCAAGGAGAAUCUGGAAGGAACGCUCCGCCGACGAUCCCUCAGGCGAAGCAACAGCAUUUCUAAGUCUCCUGGCCCCAGUUCUCCAAAGGAGCCCCUCCUCCUGAGCCGCGACAUCAGUCGCUCUGAAUCUCUACGUUCCUCUUCUAGCUGCUCCCAGCAAAUCUUCCGGCCAUGUGAUCUCAUUCAUGGAGAAGUACUAGGAAAAGGAUUUUUUGGACAAGCAAUCAAGACAAAUAACAGGUCCAGUUGUGGUUUCUGUUUCCAUCAGGUGACUCACAAAGCAACAGGAAAGGUGAUGGUGAUGAAGGAGCUGAUUCGCUGUGAUGAGGAAACGCAGAAGACUUUUUUGACAGAGGUGAAAGUGAUGCGCAGCCUGGAUCACCCCAAUGUGCUGAAGUUCAUUGGUGUACUUUACAAGGACAAGAAGCUCAAUCUCCUCACUGAGUACAUCGAGGGUGGCACCCUGAAGGACUUCCUCCGCAAUGCGGACCCGUUUCCCUGGCAGCAGAAGGUCAGCUUUGCCAAAGGAAUUGCCUCUGGAAUGGCUUACCUGCACUCCAUGUGCAUCAUUCACAGAGACCUGAAUUCACAUAACUGCUUAAUCAAGUUGGAUAAGACAGUGGUGGUGGCUGACUUUGGACUGUCUCGGCUGAUUGUGGAGGAAAGAAAAAAGCCCACUCUGGAGAAGCCAUCUGCCAAGAAACGAACCCUGCGGAAGAGUGACAGGAAGAAGCGCUACACAGUGGUUGGCAACCCGUACUGGAUGGCCCCAGAGAUGCUAAAUGGACAGAGCUAUGAUGAGACAGUGGACAUCUUUUCAUUUGGGAUAGUUCUUUGUGAGAUCAUAGGCCAGGUUUAUGCUGACCCAGACUGUCUUCCACGCACACUGGAUUUUGGCCUUAAUGUUAAGCUGUUCUGGGAAAAAUUUGUUCCUGCUGACUGUCCUCCAGCCUUUUUCCCUCUGGCUGCCAUUUGCUGUAGACUGGAACCAGAGAGCAGGCCCCCUUUUUCCAAGCUUGAAGAUUCCUUUGAAGCUCUCUCCCUCUACUUGGGAGAACUUGCCAUCCCCCUCCCAUCUGAGCUGGAGGAGCUGGACCACAACGUGAGUGUGCAGUACGGACUGAACCGUGACAAGUUACCUGAAAACACAACCUAGUCAGCUCGUUCUGCUGCCUGCAUCACUUCUGCUGGAGUUGAGCAACAGGGAGGGAGAUGCACUUCAGCCACUUCAGGGCAUUAACAGGGCACCAUGCUGUGCAUUCGCUGCAUUGCCUCUCUCUCCCCACCCAGUGCCCUCCUCUCAGACAUCCUGAUUCACUGUGGAUUUCUGGCAUGUUUCAGAAGCAAAAAGGACUGUUUCCUGCCAACUGCACCUCUGAAAGCUGCUCAACACUAUUUUUCUGGCUUGAGAAAUGCUUCUCUGGCCUUUUCAGGCUUCUUUACUGUGGUGCCUUAGAACUUGGCUGCAAGCUGUGAAGCCACUCUGGCCCAUCAGCCAGGGAGGUAACUGCUAUAGGAAACUCUCCUGGGCAAGGACCACCACUUCUGGAACUGCUUCUCCCACUGACUGCCCUGCUCAGAAAGUUGGGAAAAUUGGACAUCUGGCAAAAGACCCAAACAGGACUGUGUGUGUGUGUGUGUGCGUGUAUAUGUUUGUGCCUGUGUUUUCCAGAACAGCCCACUGACAUUUGACAUUGAGGUUGGGAGUGUAAACAAGCCUAGGAACUGGGCAGCUCUCACGGGGAAGCAUGUAUGCAUUUUUGUUUUGAGGUUUUUUUUGUGGGUUUUUUCUUCCUCUGCCUUUGAAUACCUCUGAAAGCCCACCUAGAAACACUAAGACUGAGCUCUACCUGCCCCACUGCAUGGGCAGCCAGAAAAUGAGCUUGUUAAGCAUUUUCAGACUCUGACCCUGUACAGUAAGUCUGCCUGCCCAAGGACCUUACCCCAGGUGAGAGCAUUUGAACCUGAAUGUGUAGAACUGCACUAGACAAUGGCUGUGAGCAUCCUUGGAAAGGCAAAGCUGCUGGAACUUCUCAGCCUGUGGAAAUGAGGUGACAGGAUGGCAGAAGGUGCUCUUCGGAAAGGUAAAGGCCUGAAGUGGCUCACACUUUGUGCAUAGAUGAUGAUAAAGUGAGAUGUGGCCAAGGCUACUUAAAGGAUGAACUUGUAAGUAAACAGAAGAGUGAUGGAGACUGCCCCAUCUCACUAGGAGUAGCAGCUGGAAAACUAAUCAUUCAGUUGCCAUUACCUUAUCCUUCCCUGCAAGUUGCUCCCUUUGAAGGUUCUUGCAACUGCUGCUGCUGCAGCACCUAGGCUGAUUGUCCGAGCAGAAACUUUCCUUGGGGUCAUUCCCUGCUUUGGGGAGAAAAAAAAGAGCUUGGAGUCAUUGAGAGGUGAAGUAUUUCUUCCUUCAGAUGGAGAAGGAAGAAAGCUACUGCUUCAGUGGUGGCCUAAUGUGGUUGUCAGAACCAAACAAAAGGUUUUGCUCAGAAGUUCUACAAACCUCUUGGUGUAACUUGAUUUUUUUAGUGUGUUUCUUUCUCCCUGCACCUCCCCAACCCUUCAGUACUGAACUGUGGGAUGUGAGUGUGAAGUCUUUUCUGUUAGCUUCAUUUCACCCCACCCCCCUCAUGCUUACCCAUGAGUUCAAAAUAUUCUGUACAAUUACAUGGGACCAGUCAGCACCUGACACAAGGUGUGUGUGUUGGGGUUGUUUGUAGUCCAUGUAGUGGUGUUUUAGAAACACGCAGGGCUCCUUGCACUUUGAGUCAGUGGAAGAGCCUCUCUAAACUGAGUCCAGUGGAUUCAGGAUUGUUAAUAGGAUUUGUCCUUUCCUCGCCCUCCCCCAAGGCUGGAUUUGAGGGGACCUCGAAGGGAAGAGUCCUAGGUAAUGUGUGGGUGAGAUUUAUGAACUGUGAUUUGCACAGCUCCACAUUCUAACUAAAUUAAAAAAAAAAACAACAGUACAUGUAUGCUGUGGAAACAAGAUUGUGUUGUCUGUGUAAAAAUGUAAUAAAGCAGGAAACUGC
Molecule: messenger RNA, 4619 nt
Organism: Lagopus muta (rock ptarmigan)
Lineage: Eukaryota; Metazoa; Chordata; Aves; Galliformes; Phasianidae
Gene: LIMK2
Product: LIM domain kinase 2
Exons: 16
Coding region: 842-2746 (634 amino acids)
Biological process (GO): protein phosphorylation; actin cytoskeleton organization
Cellular component (GO): cytoplasm; nucleus
Molecular function (GO): ATP binding; protein serine/threonine kinase activity; protein binding
Source: RefSeq, a predicted model, not a curated record